CACUCAGGAGACGGCGGCAGCGGCUGCGGCGGCUCCCGGUCCCGGGUGCAGGCUGUCGGUGGCACAAUGUGGCGAGUGUGCGCGCGGCGGGCCCGGUGCGCGGCCCCGCGGACAGGUUUCAUAAGUCCGGCCGCAGCCCCGAGGGAAGCCCCCAGCGGACUGGCCCCAGUCCCAGCCGCGAUCCCGAGGCUUGCCCGUUCUUCCCAUAGUGGGAUUGGGGCGCUGCAGGGCUGGGGUCCUAGCUCUGGCUCCGCGGCGGUGCCGCGGGCCCGUUCGCUGCUGCUACAGCUCUUGGGGACGCCGGGCCGACGUUGGUACAGUUUUCCUCCGCACCAGAAGGUUCCUUUGCCUUCUCUUUCCCCCACAAUGCAGGCAGGCACCAUUGCCCGCUGGGAGAAAAAAGAAGGUGAAAAGAUCAAUGAGGGUGACCUUAUAGCAGAAGUUGAAACAGACAAAGCCACUGUUGGAUUUGAGAGCUUAGAAGAGUGCUACCUGGCUAAGAUAAUUGUUCCAGAAGGUACCAGGGAUGUUCCAAUUGGAGCAAUCAUCUGUAUCACAGUUGAAAAGGCAGAGGAUGUGGAUGCAUUUAAAAACUAUACGCUGGAUUCCACUGCAGCCGUUCCUCCACCAACCUCCACAGCACCUCCCCCUGCUUCUGUGGCUUCACCUUCUGCCCAGGCUCCAGGGAGCUCAUAUCCUACUCAUAUGCAGGUCCUGCUACCUGCCCUCUCUCCCACCAUGACUAUGGGUACAGUUCAGAGGUGGGAGAAGAAGGUGGGUGAGAAAUUGAGUGAAGGAGACUUGCUGGCUGAGAUAGAAACUGACAAAGCCACAAUAGGUUUUGAAGUACAAGAGGAAGGAUACCUGGCAAAAAUUCUUAUCCCUGAAGGCACAAGAGAUGUCCCUCUAGGAACUCCCCUUUGUAUUAUUGUAGAAAAGGAAGCAGAUAUUGCUGCAUUUGCUGAUUAUAGACCAACUGAAGUAACUGAUAUAAAACCCCAAGCACCACCACCCACCCCAACCCCGAUGGCUGCUGUUCCUCCUACUACCCCACCUACAACCACUGUACCUUCAGCCACCCGUCCAGCUGCUCUUCCCAGUACAAAAGGAAAAAUAUUUGUGAGUCCUCUUGCAAAGAAAUUGGCAGCAGAGAGAGGAAUUGAUCUUGCACAAGUGAAAGGAACAGGUCCAGAUGGCAGAAUCACCAAGAAAGACAUUGAGUCCUUUGUGCCUUCAAAGGCUGCUCCUGCUCCUCCUCCCACAGUUGCCAUCCCCUCACCACCUCCAGCAGUGGCAGCAGUUCCUACUGGAGUUUUCACAGAUAUCCCAAUUAGCAAUAUUCGUAGAGUUAUUGCUCAGCGUUUAAUGCAAUCCAAACAAACAAUACCUCAUUAUUAUCUUUCUAUUGAUGUAAACAUGGGUGAAGUUUUAGAAGUACGGAAAGAACUCAACAUGACAUUGGCAGGAAACAGUAAGAUUUCUGUUAAUGACUUCAUUAUUAAAGCUUCAGCUUUGGCCUGUUUGAAAGUACCUGAAGCUAAUUCUUCUUGGAUGGACACAGUUAUAAGGCAAAAUCAUGUUGUUGAUGUUAGUGUUGCAGUCAGUACCCCUUCUGGACUCAUCACACCCAUUGUAUUUAAUGCACAUAUAAAAGGACUAGAAUCCAUUGCUAAUGAUGUAGUUUCUUUAGCAACCAAAGCACGGGAGGGUAAACUUCAGCCACAUGAAUUCCAGGGUGGUACUUUUACCAUCUCUAAUUUAGGUAUGUUUGGGAUUAAGAAUUUCUCUGCCAUUAUUAACCCACCUCAGGCAUGUAUUUUGGCGGUUGGUGCUUCAGAGAAUAGGCUAGUUCCAGCAGAUAAUGAAAAAGGAUUUGAUGUAGCCAGCAUGAUGUCUGUUACACUCAGCUGUGAUCAUCGGGUAGUGGAUGGAGCAGUUGGAGCUCAGUGGCUUGCUGAGUUCAAAAAAUACCUUGAAAAGCCUAUCACAAUGCUGUUAUAACUACCUUAAGCAAUUUCUACUCUAUCCCAGUCACAUUGGUUAUUCUUAAUAUUUAUAUGUGUCAGUUAAACAAAGAUGGUUCCUUUUUUAUUUUAAGUUAGCCAAUUAUUUUUAUUAUCCAUUUUGUAUAGUUAAGUUAUUUGUAAUAGGCAUUAUUGAAUUUCAUGAACUUUAAAUGCCAAUUACAACUAGUCAUUGUGCAAAUUUUAAAUAAAAUAUGCAUUCAAAUUCUGUGUGCUCCCAAGUUAAAAGGUACAUGGCCUCCAACCCCUCAGUAGUUAGCAUUUUCAUUGGGAAAUGCAGUAAAUUAACAUUUUUUUGGGUGGUGAUGGGAAAGAUGUUAAAAUUCCAGUUUCUUUGGAAUUUAAGUUUUAUUUAGUUUUCUUCGCCACCCAAUCCCUUGUCAAUGUAGGGGGAAUUAAAGCCUCAUCAAAAAUAAAGUCAUAAAACAGUUAACUUUUUAAAUUUGCUAAAAAAAAAUUGGACCAUCUAGUUUUGAUUGUUUCCUUUUACAUUUUUCUAUUAAAUUUGAUGUAAACAGUUUUCCAUCUUGUAAUGAAGACAGCAUGAAAUGUGAGCAGAUUUUGUAGAACUGAAGUGAAAGGUCAGAAUUUCAUACUUGUACUUGACACUUGCAUUCAUCAGACUGUUACAGCUGUAGGAGUAGAAGCCUUUUAUAGCAAAAGUAAUUGAUAAUUUGUAAGUAAACUCUCCAUAGUCCUGCAUCUUUGGAAAAUUACACCGAAUAAUAUUAUGUACAUAUGUAAGAUGCUGGUCACUUAUGUUGGACAUGUGCCAAAAUCCAUUCAUUGUCAUGUCCAAUCUGAAAAAAAUAAGAGGGAGAGGGAAUAGUGAACCAUUGGAAAUGUUUUUUAAAAGAAGAGUCAUGUAUUAAUUGGUCAGUGAUUUCACUAGAAAGAAAAAAACGUUAAAUGUUUUUUAAAAAGUUAUUUUGUACUGUUUUGAGUUGUCUUACAUAAAAUAAGAAUGCACUAAAAGUCCUCUGUGAAGAAGUGUGUCUUAUGGUGAGCAAGUAAAUAUUUUACUCCAAUUGGUUAUAGUUGCUUUAUUUUGGAAGGGGGUUGGGGUUAUGUACAGGAUAAUUGAAAAUAAUUGGAAAUUAGAUCAAUUCCAGGCUUUCUGUUGAAUCAUUGUGUUUUAAUAAUUGUUUGGAAUUGUUAAUGACUAUUUAAAAUAAAUCUGACCACUGCUUC
This is a messenger RNA of Antechinus flavipes (yellow-footed antechinus), 3215 nucleotides long. It is a transcript of the gene DLAT, whose product is annotated as dihydrolipoamide S-acetyltransferase. Gene Ontology annotation, molecular function: dihydrolipoyllysine-residue acetyltransferase activity. NCBI's taxonomy places the organism in Eukaryota, Metazoa, Chordata, Mammalia, Dasyuromorphia, Dasyuridae. Gene Ontology annotation, biological process: pyruvate decarboxylation to acetyl-CoA. The record is from RefSeq and is a predicted model, not a curated record. Gene Ontology annotation, cellular component: pyruvate dehydrogenase complex. The coding region runs from base 67 to 2001 and encodes 644 amino acids. The transcript has 14 exons.